Messenger RNA from Fusarium keratoplasticum, 1119 nucleotides. RefSeq lists its product as uncharacterized. The record is from RefSeq and is a predicted model, not a curated record. NCBI's taxonomy places the organism in Eukaryota, Fungi, Ascomycota, Sordariomycetes, Hypocreales, Nectriaceae. The transcript is spliced from 3 exons. Bases 1 to 1119 code for a protein of 372 amino acids.
AUGGCGUCCCAAAAACCCCAGGACCCGCUGGACGUCCUACAGCUCAUGGUCAACGACGUUCUUGUUCAAACUGGCAAGGCUCUUCGCGCCUCACGGAAAGAUGCGCAGGGCAGCGUGCAACCGCCGCAUGGUGCACUCAAGUCUAAACUGCCCGACACCAUUCAUACCUUUCAUUCUGCCCUGAAUGAAUUAGAAUGGGAUAUCAUCAACUCCAAGUCCGUCUUGAUGCGUGACCUCAAGAGGUUACAGGAACAGAGACAACAGAAGCAGCAGAGUCAGCUACCACAGCCUAUACCGGCACCUCAGGCCCCUCAGCCUAUUGAGCCUCAGUCCAAAUCGCCCAUGGUCAUUGAUAUUGAGUCAUCACCACCCCCUCCCGCUGCUCAACCCAUGGCCGAUAUGACAGGCAACAAGCCUGUGGCCCCCUUUCCCGAUAUGGGUAUGGGACUCCCGGAUGUUGGCCAGCAGGAUGUGACGAUGAAGGACGAGCCCGUGGCGACCAUGCAUCCCAAUCCCCUUGGUGAGGCUGCUCACAUCAAAACCAACGCCUCACCUGCUCCAGCCGCAACGGCACCAAUGGCCCCGAUGCCAAACAUGGACCAAAAGCCUCUGGACAACAAUACGAUGGACCUCACAGGGGACAUACCUCAUUCGGAGCUCAACUUUACCAACAUGGGCUUCGCUCUGGCCCCAAACAACGAGUCACAGAAUCCAUCCACCACCCAAGAGCCGUCGUUUGACCUCACGACAUUUGCUCCUACUGAAGGAAACGACGAUAUCCUGGGUCUCGACAACCUCUUGCCCACAAACGCCGGUGGCCAGGCGAACCCCGCACCACCACCGCCAGGACAUUCUGGUGAUAUGUCCAUCAAGACAGAGCCUUCAGCAAAUACAGACCUCCAAGCGGCCUCGCAGGAGAUGAAGACGGAAUCUCUUGACCCGGUGUUCGACGACGACGAUAUUUUUGGCAGCAUCGAAUCCGGCGGCGGUCUCGGAGGUCAUGGGGUGGCUGAUGCCACGUUCGAAGACCUGAUGAAUGACCAUGAUGACGACGAGUUUAACUUGAUGGAGCACGGCAAUUUCGAUGCUGAGUUUUUUGGAAUUGACAAGAUGGAGUAG